CCUAGAUCUAGGCUUCUACUAACGGUUUCUAUUACCACUUUUGGUGGCGUUACCGUACCUACAAUGGUUACCCCUGACAACCUUUUAAAAGCCACAACAACCCCUCGAGUUUCGGCUUUUUUAUCAUAUUUCUCCUGGGAUGCGUUUGCCGCAGAUAUUCCAUAGCCUCCACAAGCGUCUCCAAAAAAUGUUUGAAAAAAACCAGGAGGAUGGUGGUACGCCCAGCAUCCAGGAUAUUGCCGGCAGGCUGGCGGAGGAGCAGCAGCGGCUGAGGCAAAAGGAGGCCACCACAAUGCCCAAGGAGCGAACAGUGCUCAUCUUGGGAAGCAAAUGUGUGGGCAAGACCACAGCCAUCAACAAAUUCUUCGAUCGCGAGGAGCACACAACGCGACCCACCCUGGCCCUGGAGUACAGCUACGCCCGAAGGUUAGGGAAUGGAAAAACCCCCCAGGUGAUGAAUGUCUGGGAAUUGGGAUCCUUGGAAAAUGCCGAUCAACUGCUAGAGGUCCCCAUGAGGACACAUGGCCUGCAUCAGUUCGCAGUCUUCAUAAUGCUGGACCUUUCGCAGCCCCAGCGCUUCUGGACUGACUUGGAGUGUGCGUACAAGGGCUUGAAGGACACGGCCCAGCAGAUGAUGGAGAGCCUGUCCCCAGAGCUCAGGGAGAUCAUAGAACAGAGAACAUUGGAGCGACUGGGCCAACAGAACAAGGAGGAUCUGGGCAAUCAGGAGCCCCUGCCCUUCCCGGUGGUGAUUGUGGGUGGAAAGUACGAUAUCUUUGCUGGCCUGGAUCCGGCAGUUAGGAAGCACACCUGCCGGUGCCUCCGCUCCAUGGCCCACUUGAUCGGUGGGGCAUUGCUCUUUUAUUCCCAACGUAUGCCCAAGCUGGCGAAGGUUCUCAAGGACACCAUCUGCCACCUGGGCUUUGGCAGCCCGGCCCAACCUUUCCGAAGCCAGGUGACUGAUUUCAAUGAACCCCUUUGCAUUUGGUUUGGAACGGACAGUUGGUCGAAGAUCGGAGACACGGGAGCUCAGAGUGUAGAGCGGAUUGGGGCCACUUUCGGGGUGGAAGUGCCCCAACUGCAGCUGGAGAAGAAGAAAACACAGGACACUUCAGAUCCUGCCAAAGAUCCGGGGUUCAAGGAGUCCCUCAUCGACGAGAUGCGAGCUCAAAAGAACGAGGAACUCGCUGGUAUUAUGAGGGAUGUCCUGCUGCGUGGAAAGUUUGAAAGUGUUCAAAAUUAA
Messenger RNA from Drosophila bipectinata, 1243 nucleotides. Its product is annotated as cytoplasmic dynein 2 light intermediate chain 1. Gene Ontology annotation, biological process: intraciliary transport involved in cilium assembly; intraciliary retrograde transport. Gene Ontology annotation, molecular function: dynein heavy chain binding. NCBI's taxonomy places the organism in Eukaryota, Metazoa, Arthropoda, Insecta, Diptera, Drosophilidae. Gene Ontology annotation, cellular component: ciliary basal body; axoneme; cytoplasmic dynein complex. The record is from RefSeq and is a predicted model, not a curated record.